Messenger RNA from Alternaria alternata, 2039 nucleotides. RefSeq lists its product as hypothetical. The transcript has 4 exons. The record is from RefSeq and is a predicted model, not a curated record. Bases 389 to 1753 code for a protein of 454 amino acids. NCBI's taxonomy places the organism in Eukaryota, Fungi, Ascomycota, Dothideomycetes, Pleosporales, Pleosporaceae.
CUUUUAGAUCUUAACCAUGCGUGCCGACGUCGUAUGGGUAGCGCCAUACUACUGAGGCAGUCAGCGCGCGCCUGUGGAAGCUACGCUCUUUUACUCUUCAUCCCCCGCGGCUCUGCUCGUCUUGCUUCGCUCUUCCAAGGACUCGCAACCCCAGUCAUUCUCUAUUGUGUAUCUUGUAUACACGUCCUUUCGUUCAUAAUAUCGUCCUGUACUGCGCCUUCCGAAUUAGGAUAUCAUCUGCUUUUACCCGACACUCAUUCCGCUAGAACAAUACAUACGACAAUAAUUAGUACUCGGAUCGAUCGGAGCAUCUUCAACCGACCCUAAUUGUAACGACUACAUAUACUCGACACACGAUAGAUCUAGCUCAAGAACACUAUCCGCCACAAUGUCGAACUGGUUUGGAAACCUGCAGUUGGCAUACAAAUAUGUCAUUGUAUUCUUGUCGCUGUUGGCUCUUACUAUCCUCGCUGGGUUCAUCAAAGUGAUGUACAACCGUCAAAAGUUGAAGAAGGCGAAGCAAACUGAGCUAGAGGCCGGACCCAAGGAGGACACUGUUGAACUGAAUCAGCGUGAGAAGGAUGAGGGUGAUCUGUUCGGUAUUCGUGCCAUCGAGGCUGGUUUCUACGCUGGUGUUGCUCAAUCGCGACCUACGUCAAGAGCAGGAUCUGUCAUGGGCGACAACCCAACGAUGAGCACCAGCACCUUGGUCGGAGGAAGCGUCAACUCGCCACUCAUGAAGGGACAAUCUGCCAACAACAGCAUGCUCAGCCUGAAUCUUAACGCCAACAAGGAACCCAACGCAAAACGAGUUUCCCCGCCCACAAUGAAGCUCCGUCCCUCCGAGGCUGAGCUUAGUGGAAGACGCAACCACAACGGCGCUGUCGACAUGUCUCUCCAAGUUCCUCCUUCCCCUGGUCACCCGCGUGGUCCCCCUUCUCCUACUUUUGGCGGCUCCGACAGCGACAGCGAGGGUUUUACAUCUCCACGAUCCAUGUCACCCGCCGACCUGAACCGUCAGCAAUACGCUCCGGCUCUCACAGUCUCACACCACACAGGAGAUGACGGCAUCAGGUCGCAGCAGGGAUCUUACCACAAUUCGCCUGGCCAGUCACCAACGCCGCUGUCGCCUCACAACCCGCCUACGGCCAAGCUGCCAUCUAUUCCUGGCCACGCUUUGAGGAAAGAGUCGCGCUCCCCAUCGCCCGAGUACGAUUACCCUCGCGUGCAGGUCCACGAGCCGAACUCUGAACCCUCAUCGCCUGCUCGUACCCAAGUUCAACUACAGGCACGAACCUACUCGCCACACCAUGAACGAGACGGAAGCGAAGCGAGCAGCAUCUACAGCAGCGGCAAUCGGCUAAGCACUUUCCAAGCAUACCAAGCUUCUCAGGAGGACGCGCCAAAACCAGAUUCGUACGAUCAAGCUUGGCAAAAGCAGCAGACACGGCGCUCAGCCUCGGCCGCGUCAACAGUCGAAUCUGGCCACACCUCAAUCCUUGCAUCGACUGACGACGAGGCGGAACGCCGUCCCAGCCACGCAAGCACUCUGCUUGCUCCGGGCCAGGGAGGAAAGGACACGCGACUGAGCGAGUUCUACGAGGCAUACUACCGCAAUUCACACAUGGGCUCAACCCAGCCUGUCGAUGUCAAGAAACAAUAUGCUGAAAGGCAGUCAACCAUCAUGGAGGUCGAUACACCCGUGGCGUCGCCCAUGUUUCCUCACAACCAGAACCCUGGCGCUGCCUUUUAGACUGGCUCAUUCCCAAACGACCCAAGUUGAGCGUCAUGUCGAAGACGCUUAACAGUACGAUCUUGUGAAUAGCUGUACAUAUUUGUACAUACAAACAGGCCUCUCUCCUUUCGCGUAGGAGCAAGCCUUUAUCGACGAGGCGUUUGGUUCGGGCUUCGACUUGCACCCGUGCAUAUUAUUUUUUCGACUUUUUCCUUUCUACCUUUCCUUCACCUGGGCGGAUUACCUCGGACGCGCUGACGACAAAACAAUGGCUUAUAUGGUUCGAUGAUGGAUCGGACUCGCG